This is a messenger RNA of Mercenaria mercenaria, 1193 nucleotides long. RefSeq names its product 5-hydroxytryptamine receptor 3A-like. Gene Ontology annotation, biological process: chemical synaptic transmission; signal transduction; monoatomic ion transmembrane transport. NCBI's taxonomy places the organism in Eukaryota, Metazoa, Mollusca, Bivalvia, Venerida, Veneridae. Bases 1 to 882 code for a protein of 293 amino acids. Gene Ontology annotation, molecular function: transmembrane signaling receptor activity; extracellular ligand-gated monoatomic ion channel activity; neurotransmitter receptor activity. The transcript has 2 exons. Gene Ontology annotation, cellular component: membrane; neuron projection; synapse. The record is from RefSeq and is a predicted model, not a curated record.
AUGAACGAAACUCCUCCCCUUGUUUACAGUGCGGUCAAAUCAAGCGUGAAAUAUCGUCUCGCGAGAUUACAGAAAGCCCUAAAUGCCAACCGUCAGAAAGACAAGUACGUCGGAAAGAGAUGCCGAAGGGAUAUGAGAUGUAAGCUGACGUUUAAAGUAUGGGGAUAUGUACGAUCAGAGGUAAAUUUUCGUCCGGGAAUUAUUGCAUCAGGCCGCUUAAUUGAAAAUAGGGAGUGGACACUGAUUGAAACCAGAACACGUCAAGAUAGGGGUGCUAAAUUCGCAUUUGACAAGAUUGAUUUCUUUGUAACCAUCAAACGCAAGCCCACGUUCAUCAUAAUCAACGUGAUACUCCCGAUAAUCUUCAUGGCUAUAACAAAUAUGCUAGUAUUUCUAUUACCCGUUGAAUCCGGGGAGAGAAUUUCAUAUUCCGUCACCGUUCUGCUUGCUAUUGCAGUCUUCAUGACUUUGGUUGGAGAAAAUCUGCCGAAGACUUCAGAAACGAUGCCAAUACUUAGCUACUAUCUGAUAAUUCUAUUGAUUCUAAGCACACUUGUGACUGUGACAACGAUACUGAAUCUGAAGAUGUUUUUCAAGAAAGGUAAAGUACCAGCUUGCCUGAGGUUUUUGUUCAGAAUCCUAUUCUGUUUCCCCUGUAGAUUCAGAAAGAAGAAAAUUGACCGAGUUAACAAAGUUGACGUGGUCUCAACCAUUACUGCAGACAACUUGGGCAAAGAGGAGCCAGAAAUCACAUGGCAGGAUAUCAGUGUCGCCGUUGAUAGGAUUGCUUUGGUAGUUUUCCUUCUUGGAACAAUAGCGGUCAACGCCGUAUUCCUUGUGAUUCUAGCGAAAAAUAAAAAUGUCGCUUUUAAUGAAAUAUAAUCGGAUUGCAGCAUGGCUAAAACAAACGCUUCGCCUUAAGGCCAAUGUUGCAUGUAUCAAACAAAUUUCUGUGAAUUUCAUCUUUGCCAAAUAUACACAAUAGCUACUGAACUUUAAAACGUCGUGUCGAUUCAAGAAACUACCAUCUGCAGUAAUCAAUGACGAAAAUCACUGCAAAACUGUGGCAAAAACUGCUCUGAUUGUUCUUACAUGAAGUUGAAAUUAUUAAACAGUUAUAGUUACAUGUCAUAAGAUUAUUCUAUGGAAAAUUUAAUCAUUUGACACGGUAGAAUAAAAGAAAGGAAACAUUG